AUGUUCGUUAAUAAUUCUUGUCUGCCAAAUAGUAUGAAUUGUAUAAUAGCACCAUUAAAUGGAGUUGGAGGUGUAUAUUUAGGAAAUCUAGAUGCUGCUUAAAAUUCAGAGCUUUUAUCAAAAUAUUAAAUAGGUGCAGUACUUUCUGUGAUAGAUUAAUCAAUUUAAAUAAGAGGGGCUUAAAAAUUGGUAUAUUCUAUAUAAUAACAAAAUUAGUGGAUAAUGGCUGAUGAUUGUGAAGAUUUCCCUUUACAUAAAUAUUUUGAUCAAGCUAUUAAAUUUAUAGAUAAUCAUUCUCUUAAAACCAAUAUAUUGAUUCAUUGUUAUGCUGGAAUUUCAAGAUCUGCUGCAAUUUGUGCUGUAUAUAUGAUGCAAAAAUAUAAAUGGAAUUUGAAUUAAACUCUUAGACAUAUUUAAUAAAGAAGAAGAUUCAUAAAUCCAAAUCCAGGUUUCAUUAAAUAAUUACAAGAUUAUGAAUAAAAAAUUAAACCAAAAUAAUAAAGGAAGAAUGGUUCAGUUGAAAUGAAUAUUAAUGAAAAAUCUAGACAUAGUUCUGUUGGUUAUGAUGGAAACAUUAUCAACUAAAAUGGAGUUAAUUCAAUUAAUAAAUAAAUAUUAAGUCAAACAAUGUAGCAAAAUUAAAGAGAUAGACUAAGUGACUUUAAUAUUAAAUUAAAUUCUUAUAUGCAUUAAUGGAAAAUAAGAGAAAGAGCUCAUUGA
Messenger RNA from Paramecium primaurelia, 720 nucleotides. The record is from the annotation of a GenBank genome assembly. NCBI's taxonomy places the organism in Eukaryota, Ciliophora, Oligohymenophorea, Peniculida, Parameciidae.